AUAGACCAAAUGGAUGUCCAACAUUAUAAUCACGAUGUGCCAACAACAAUGCCUGGUGAUAUCUAGAUUGAUGACCCAGAGAGAGAUGAAGCAGUUAAUUUCAGAUCUGUAGACCAAAUGGAUGCCCAGCUUCAUAAUCACAAUGUACCAUCAUCAAAGCCUUGUGAUACACAGCUUGAUGACAUUGAAAGUGAAACAGAUCAUUAUAUGGACGCACUUAACGCCAUUGAGUCAGAGCCCGAAACUGAUGUAGACUGCUUGACAAAGCAAGUACUGGCACACUGCAUUACAAUAAAUUGGAUAAUAAGCAAAUAGACGAUGGAUCGUUUGGGAUUGGAACGCGACCUAUUAACUGUCACUCGUCGAAUUUUGAAUCCAAUUUUAUGGAUAAUGGUUCUCUGAACAAUGAUAGUUAUGGAUGUAAUGCCAUUUCAGUGUUUCCGGACACUCCUCCGGCUGCUUCUUGUUACACUGACGAAGUUACAAAAGAGGAUAAAUUUAACUCAAUCUCCUCCAAGGAUAAUGCCCAUUUACUAGCCCUUCAAAUGACUAGCAAGUUUUUGGAAACAGGCUGUCCCCAAAAUGUUGAUUGCCCAAACACAGGAACUGUUUUAAGCGAAUGAUAAUCAUCUAACUUCAUAGAGGAUAAUUGAGGAAUGCCAAUGAGCAGUCAUGAGUCUCAGAAACCUCCACCAAAACCUUCAAAUGUUACUUCAGUUAAGUUCUGGUCAAGUGGUGGCUUGCUAGGACUGGAGCCAUCGAAGCCUCCAGAUUUUAGUGUACUGAAUGCUCUAGCUCAAGAUCCUGUGGCCGAAAGAAAUGCCAAAAUUAGUACCCUUAGUCAGAGCAAUAAUUUUGGUGGUGAUGGAGAUAAAUGGAAACCCAAUAAAUUGGAGAACUCAAUGGCUGUCAAAUGGGGCUCUGAUAUGGGUUGCUUCACAUCUUGCCAAGAUUAUAAAGAAAAUUAUUUAUCUCUAAGGGAGAGAUCUUGCAAGGAUUUGCCUGCUGAUUUAAAUGUCAAAGCUACCACAGCGUGGCAGGAGAAUAGCCGAAGUGCAGCUUGGAUGUUUGAAAUUGGUAAUAAAAUAAUUUUAAAUGGACAUAAAGAAAAACUGUCACUUGGCGGAGAUGAAAUUUCUGACCAUGACAGCUACCUGAGAACAGUUGUGUUUGGGCAUAAAAAUCGUUAAAAGUUCGCAUAUCAAACAUUCCCAGGGAAGACUAAAGACUUAUUUGGUGGUAAAUCUCCUUCUACGUUACCUUCUUCAUCUCCACCACUUGAGCAUUUGAAUAUAUCUUUCCAGCCAAUAGAUGGCUUUGAGACUUCCAACCGGAAAUUGAAGUUUCGUGAUGGUAAUAGUAGUUAUUAAAGCAGCAAAGACACCCUUCCCUUGUUUCAGUUGGUCCCAGAACCAUCCAUUGCACAGUACAGUGUUGGUUUGGACUCAGAUGAUGAUACAUUCUAUAGAUCUCCUCCUUCUAUGUCAGAUGAUCGUCUUAGCCAUCACUCAGUAAUGAAUUCUGAGCAGUGGGAGUCUGGCAAAUCUCCCAGUAGCAAGGACCAUGAUUUCUAUGAUGCUUUGCAUAGAAUCUCAUUAUCAGAGUCCGUUUCAACAAUUCUAGAACAUGGGACAGGCCAGGAAGAGAUCCCUGAGAAUUCCUUCAUUGGAACCUAUAUUGUAACUAGCAUUUGCUACUGCAGAGUAAACCCUCAGAAUAAUUUUUUGUUUUUGCAAACCAAAGGGAAUGAUGACCUUGGUUUGAAUCGAAGAAGUACCAAUAAUAACUAUAGGUAUACAAAAUAACCAUUUUUUUCUAAUUCCUAUGACAGGGCUAAUGAUUGGAGUGAAGUCGUAACAAGAUGGCCAUACUGGAAGGUGCGGCUGGAUCACUUACUUUUCAGGGAGAGCUAAUGCUUGUUGGGUAUUUUGUUUUGACACUGUUUCACACCCAAAACCCUUCAAAAUUCAUUUACUGAAAACGUUGCAGAAAAUUCUCAGCUUUGCUAGUUGUUCGAUCUUCCAAGUAUUGACUCUAUAAAUCAUUCAACCAAGGAAGAACAGAGAAAUUAUUUCCUUAAAAAUGGUCUUCCAGAACUAUAAUUUGAACCUAGCCCUCCUCCUUCACCUCUCCCUCCGCUGCAGUGGUGGGCCAUGAAUCUAUAUUUAGAUGAUGUAGAGGAUGGCACAGCUCAUGGUAUUCAAGCCCCUAACCAUGCAUUUGAUCAAAAGCAUUCGGAAUUACAGAAGCUAAAUGAAGGAAGAGAAGCUAGUCAGGCCGUAAAUGGCCAGAGUAUGGAUGAAAAGGACAACUUUGCAUCAGAUUCGGACAAAGUUGAGUUAGCAUUUGCCAUUAACUAUUGCGAUGUUUUAUAGAUUUCAUUAUCCUGGAGGCCUAGCGGUACUAUGUCGUGCAGACAAGUAUAUGGAAAAAAUGAUAAAUUUAUAGAUUAUGAACCUUCUAAAUGGAUGUAUCAGAUUUAGAUAUACAAUAUCUGCAGUGGGGUUUUCUCA
Molecule: messenger RNA, 2513 nt
Organism: Olea europaea var. sylvestris
Lineage: Eukaryota; Viridiplantae; Streptophyta; Magnoliopsida; Lamiales; Oleaceae
Exons: 2
Coding region: 657-1190 (177 amino acids)
Source: RefSeq, a predicted model, not a curated record